UCGCCUCCAAUCAGCAGAGAGAUAAGAGCCCUCGGUACAAGUGUGCAGGCAGUUUGGCAGCUGGGGCUGCCGAUUUAAUAGGUGAAUCUACAGGAACAACACUUGAAAAUCCCCUGGCUAGUGAACCAUUAAGGUGAGCCCUGCCUUCCGUCCCCGCGUCCCUCCCCGCGCCGCUCUCCCGUUGCUGGGUGCUAAAGCAAACCCCAGCUCUGUUUACCGAGUCUACUAUUACAAUACAGCUACCAAAUAUUUGCCAGCCGUCAGCUCGCUGCUCCGCUAUAAAUACUUCAGGCCCAGGUGGAGGGACAGCGAGGGGGAGCGGCGCGGGAGCCUAUGCAUGGCCGGGCAGCAGCACCAAGGGUGAGUCCAGGCCCCGGGCUGCCCCUGCGCGCUGACAUGGCCGCGGGCGUCAUCCGGCCGCUGGCCGGGCUGCGGCUGCCCUCACCCUUCCCACACGGCCUGCUGCUGCCCGCACGCCCCGAACCCGACUUCCCCGACCUCUCUGAGGAGGAGGAAGAGGACGACGAAGAAGAGGGAGAUGAAGAGGAGGCAGCAGAGGACAGCACCAGCUGCAGCGGGCUGGAGCUGGCCGGCCCAAACGCUGCUGAGACCACCCUGCGGCUCCUCCGGUUUUCGGAGCUCAUCAGCUGUGACAUCCAGCGAUACUUUGGACGGCGGGGCCAGGAGGAGCCCGCCGGCGGCCGCGGCAUACCCGAGGACUGCAGCUCGCCCCGGCACGCCACCCACGAGCCGGGCGCCGCCAGCCUGCCGUGCGCAGCACGGGGCAGCCAGCCCCAGCCCGAGGCAGUGAUGGCACGGGGCGGCCCCGGGGCCUCGCACAGGCUGGGGCCGCUGGCCGAGCUCUUUGAGUACGGCGUGCACCGCUGCCUGCCGCCCCGCGCGGCUGCUGGCAAGACGCAGCGGCUGGAGAGGAAAUACGGCCACAUCACCCCCAUGCACAGGAGGAAGCUGCCGCCUUCCUUCUGGAGGGAGCCGGGCCCUGGCCCUGCCGGCCUCCUCCACGCCGGCACCCCCGACUUCAGCGACCUCCUGGCCAACUGGACGGUGGAGCCGGGGCCGGAGCUGCCGGGCGCUGGGCGGGAGCUGCUUCCUGAGCCGGGCCGCCUGGGGCUGGAUGCUGAGCCCUUUGUCGGGCUCUGAGCCCACCGCGGCCCGGGGGCCCUGGCCCCGCCACGUGCCACCCAGUUAAUGAUCAAACCACAGCCCCGCUGCCAGCGCUGGGGCAGCUGGAGCCGCUGGGUCGGAGCUGGCGCUGGGACAAGUGAAUAAAUGACUGCCGCUAGGCACGAGUGCGCACCGUGUCCUUCGCCACCCGCCGCUGCAGCAGGGGCAUCCCUGCCUCUGCUGACAAAGGGCUCUGUGCCCCUCCAGGAGCAGGAGGAGGGAAGCGCGGUGGCUGGAGGAGCCAGCAGCCCGUGUUUGCUCUGCGGGCCCAACUCAGUGGAUCCCAUCCCCUUAUCUGAGCUGCGCCGGGGCAAAGGGCAGCACAGGGCCUCAUAAAGCACCCGGCUGCCAUCCGGGGAAGCCGCUGCCUGCCCAGGCAGCAGGGACCUGCCACCACCACGCUGCUGGGUGUCAGAUGCAGGCGGGAGGACAGGGCCACACCGCGGCACAGCCAGCCCUUCCCUGCGGCCUCCUGGCUGCCGCCAGAGCCCGGCGCUGUUACCAGGGCCCGGCAGAGGCAUCCCUGUCUUUGUGGUGGCUCUUUGUCAGGCAUAAAAAGGGAAAAGCACCCAGGAAGGGGCAACCUUGAAGAGCCCAGGCCUGCUAGGGACCUCUGGCUCCCAGCACUCCCCCUCAUACAGC
This is a messenger RNA of Oxyura jamaicensis (ruddy duck), 1827 nucleotides long. RefSeq names its product proline and glutamate rich with coiled coil 1 (gene PERCC1). NCBI's taxonomy places the organism in Eukaryota, Metazoa, Chordata, Aves, Anseriformes, Anatidae. The record is from RefSeq and is a predicted model, not a curated record. The transcript is spliced from 2 exons. Bases 334 to 1161 code for a protein of 275 amino acids.